This is a messenger RNA of Saccostrea echinata, 1837 nucleotides long. Its product is annotated as NADPH-dependent diflavin oxidoreductase 1-like. The transcript has 15 exons. Gene Ontology annotation, molecular function: flavin adenine dinucleotide binding; FMN binding; NADPH-hemoprotein reductase activity. Bases 10 to 1797 code for a protein of 595 amino acids. Gene Ontology annotation, cellular component: cytosol. The record is from RefSeq and is a predicted model, not a curated record. Lineage: Eukaryota; Metazoa; Mollusca; Bivalvia; Ostreida; Ostreidae.
AAGUAAAAGAUGGAGGACAACAGGAAAAUUCUAAUACUGUAUGGAAGCCAGACAGGAACAGCACAGGAUGUGGCAGAGAGGUUUGCUCGUGAGGCCAAACGCCGUUUAUUGUCUACCAGAGUUAUGGCCCUUGACGAUUAUAAUGUUGCAAACCUAAUCACUGAAGAGCUAGUAUUGUUUGUAUGUGCCACAACAGGACAGGGGGAUCCCCCAGACAAUAUGAAGGUUUUUUGGAGAUUUAUACUGAGGAAAAACCUGCCAACCAAUUCACUGACAAAGAUGAAGUUUGCUGUGUUAGGUCUGGGAGAUUCAUCUUAUCAAAAAUUUAAUUUUAUAGCAAAGAAGUUAUAUAGGCGUCUUGUCCAGCUGGGAGCAGAGAGUAUACAGCCAGUAGGAUUAGCUGAUGACCAACAUGAUUUAGGGGCAGAUGCAGUUAUUUAUCCUUGGAUGAAGGAUCUUUGGGAACAUGUUCUAAACAUUUACCCUUUACAUCCAGGUCAAGAAAUAAUUCCAGCUGAUGUCAAACCUCCUCCCAGAUAUAGUGUGAGCUUUGGUCAUGAUGUGGAAGAUCUCCGUGCUGUUUCUCCAAAUCUCUCCAAUGGUAUAUCUCAGUAUGACAGGAAUCAUCCAUUUCAUGCUUCACUAAUUAGCAACGAGCGAAUUACCGCAUCAGAUCAUUGGCAGGAUGUACGACUGAUUCGCCUGGACAUACAGGGCUCAGGAAUCAAAUACAGACCUGGUGAUGUAGUGAUGAUUCAGCCCCAGAAUUCAGCAGAAUCAGUGGAAGAGUUCCUAACGCUGAUGAAGUUAGACCCCCAGCAGAAAUUUACCUUACAGCACAACGACCCUAAUGUUCCUCUUCCCUCUCAGUUGCCCAAUCCUUGCUCUAUAGGAUAUCUAGUCCAACAUUACUUAGAUAUCAACUCAGUUCCCAGACGUUCUUUCUUUGAGUUCAUGGCUCUGUUCUCCAGCAAUGAUCUGGAAAAAGAAAAACUUCAUGAGUUCUGUACUCCAGAAGGGCAGGAAGAGCUUUAUUCCUAUUGUAACAGGGUGAAAAGAUCCAUAUUGGAGGUUUUGCAGGACUUUCCACACACCAGCAAUUGUCUCCCUUUUGAAUACCUCUUUGAUAUUAUCCCACAACUUCAGCCUCGGGCAUUCUCUAUUGCCUCCUCACAAGCUGUUUUUCCCAACGAGAUUCAAAUAUUGAUGGCAGUUGUGGAAUAUAAGACCAGACUGCAGAAGCCAAGGAGAGGGGUGUGUUCAACUUGGCUUUCAAGGUUAAAGGUCACAGACAAGCCCACCAUUCCAGUUUGGGUCAACAGAGGGACUAUAGCAUUCCCCAGAGAGGCUAAUACACCUGUAAUUAUGGUUGGACCAGGCACUGGGGUUGCUCCCUUCAGAAAUUUUCUACAAGAGAGGUCAACCACACCAUCUUCUAGGAAUGUUCUUUUCUUUGGGUGUAGAAAUCAUGAUAAAGAUUUUCUCUGCAAGGCAGAGUGGAAUGAGGCAGUUAUAAAGGGCUAUUUGGAAUUAUUCACUGCCUUCUCCAGAGACCAGGAAGAAAAAAUAUAUGUCCAGCAUGUAAUGAUGGAGAAAGGGCCGUUACUCUGGAAACUGCUUGAAGAGGAUAAUGCUUGGUUUUUUAUUGCUGGAAAUGCUAAACAAAUGCCAGAUGAUGUAAGAUCAGCUCUACUCAGCAUCAUACAACAGCAAGGUCACAUGACCAGUGAUAAAGCCGAUACUUACAUCCACCAUUUGGAGCAGACUCGGAGAUACCAGGCCGAGACCUGGAGCUGACAACUGUGAUCGUAGUAAUAAAAUCUCAGUUUAAAUCUCA